Molecule: messenger RNA, 1158 nt
Organism: Cordyceps militaris CM01
Lineage: Eukaryota; Fungi; Ascomycota; Sordariomycetes; Hypocreales; Cordycipitaceae
Exons: 2
Coding region: 1-1158 (385 amino acids)
Source: RefSeq, a predicted model, not a curated record
AUGUCCAGAGGCACCUCGCUCGGCCUCAAGACGGUCCAGUGGCUCCUCCGCUGCGUGCAGCUGCUGUGCGCCGUCAUCGUCCUCGGCAUCUACGCCUACUUCCUCGCCGCCCUCGCCAACCACGCGCUGCCGACGCCGACGAACGUAAAGGCCGUCGAGGGCGUCGCCGGCGUCGCCGCCGCCUACGCCCUGCUUGGCCUGCUGCUGCUCUGCUGCCUCGCCGGCCGCACUCUCGCCUCCUUUGCCGCCAUGUGUCUCGAUUUCGCCUUUCUCUGCGCCUAUAUCUUUGUUGCCGUCGCCAACAAGGGCGGCGCGGGCAGCUGCACCGGCGACGUCACCACCGUCUUUGGCAGCGGCAAGGCCGAGGACACGCUCAAGGCCGGCCCCGGCUUCACCAAGAUCCCGAGCUACCGCACCGCGUGCAAGCUCCAGACGGCGUGUCUCUCCAUUGCCAUCAUUGCCAUCUUCUUCUACAUCUUCUCGUUCUUUGUCGAGCUGGCGCUCGGCCGCAACCACCACCGCGAGAAGCGCCUCGCCAACUCGCCGCCGCAGAUGCAGAUGCCCUUUGCCGAGAACCCGUACAGCAACUACCAGCCCGAGCCGCCGCAGCGCCGGACAGGCUUCCUCGGCCGCGUCUUUGGCCGCGGCGACCGCGGCGGCGGCCAGCACGCGCUGCCUCAGCACGACCCCAAUACCCUCCCCGCACACGCCCAACCCGACGACAUGCCCAACCGCGACUCGCAGGUCACCGCCGUCGGCCAGGAGCUGUCCCCGUACAACAAGUACGAGACGGGCUACGGCAACGCCGCCGCUGCUGCCGACUCCUCCCCGGUGUCUCACAGCCCUACAGUCGCCGGCCACACGGGCGAGGCCGCGACGACGACGACGUACACGUAUCCCUAUGCUGGUGACACGUACACGCACGCAGGCGACCCGUACACACAUGCCGGGGACCACUACGGCCAUGCGGGCGAUGAUUACCACUACCACAGCAACGCCGCUGGCGCUGCUGCCGGCGCCCACAAUAUGGGGACACUUCCAUACCCCGCGGACGACCCGUACGAGCCGCACCGCGCCUCGCCGCCUCGCCUCCAGACUACACCACGGUAUCCGGACCCGAGCCACCAUUACAAUGACGGCAUCUACGACCGCCCGUAA